UCUAGAUAAUUACUUUUUUUUAUAUACUUCAAGUACUGAAUCAUGAGAAUUAAGCUAAAAUUUACAGAUUUUUCUGCCAAUGUUGAUCAAAGAAAAGUAUGUUACUUAGUUGACAAAGAAAAGUGCCAAAAGGUUGCAGAUUUAUGUUACUUGAUUCAAAAGAGAUUUUUUAACUAUGGAGAAAAUGUUUCUUUAUAUCAUGAUGGGUUUUAUUUUCCACCUCAAGAAAGUAUAGAAGUUGUGCAAGAAAAUGAUGUCUUAGAUGUAAAAAUUGUGAAUUACAAAGAAAACACUGAAGAUGAUCUUCAAAGAGUUUUAAAGAAAAGGAAGAUAACUCCAUCCUCUUCAACAUCAGCUGACAGUGACUCAUCUAUAAAAUCAAAUUCAAAAAGAGUUAAAAUUAAAAAUAAUGAUUCUUCUGAAGCUCAAGAAUCAGGUAGUGACUUCAAAAAACCUACUUUGUCUUUGUCAAAAGCAAUAAAAAUAGAUUCUUUGCCAACAACAGCAGCUACAAGAAUAUGUUCUUCAGCAACAACAUUGAAAAAGGUGUUGCCAUUAAGCCAACUUGGAGUUUCAAGUAAUAUAAAAAAAGAUGUUAAACAAAAAAAUAAACUUAUAGAAAAUGUGAGUAAAAAAAACAUUACAAGUUCUUCAGAUUCUUCAUCCUCGUCUUCUAGUGAAAGCGAAGAUUCCGAUAAAAAAAGUUCUACUAUAAAAAAGCACACAAAUAUUGUUACAAAAAGCAAAGAUGUAUCACAAAAAAAUGAGUCUACCAAAAUGAACCUACCAAAAGCAAGAAAAUCUUCAACAUCGUCAGAUUCUUCAUCAUCUAGUUCUAGUGAUAGUUCUGUGGACAAACUGACUGUAAAAAAACAAACAAUAAAUUUAACACAAAAACCUGAAAUUCCAAAAAAUAGUACCUACAUGGUUAAAACAAAACCUGUUAGUUUAAAACCAGUUGAAUCUGUUCCCAGUGAGUUAUGUAUGACCUCUAAAUCAUAUUCAUCAAAAACAGGAGUGGACUUUAAAAUAACUGGUUUAAACAGAAAUUCAGUUUCAACCCCUAACACCUCUAACCUAAUAGAAAAAGUACCAAAAUUUAAUGGAAAGGAAUGUUUACCAAACAAAGACAAACCAUUUAAAAAGAAUAUUGAUCAUGCAAAACUAAUGGCAAAAAAAGAUAAGUAUGAAAAUACAUCUGAAAUUAUAAUUAGUGGAGAGUCUUUUAAUGAAUCAGGUAAUCAUUGUUUUUCUAAAGUAACUGAAAAUUCAAUAAAUACAGAUUCUUCAGAUAUUUUGACCAGUUCAAGAAAUGCUCUCAAUGAACUCAGAAAAUUAUCAGAUAAAGAUAAUAUGAAAGUAUUAAAUGAAGUUACUUCAAAAUCAAACAAUCAGACGCUAUCAAAAAAAACAGAACGAAAUCGUAGAAGAAGAUUAAGGAGAAAAAACAGAAGAAAUAAUAAAAUGGGAGAACUUGACAAUGACAAUGACGAUGAUGAUGAUGUUGCUGAGUUAUCAAAUGAGCAUAACGACUCUAAAGAAAAAAAUGAUGCCACCAUUUUGUUUGCUAAAUCUGGUGCGGAAUGUGAUGAUGUUAUCACUAUUGUAAAUCAAUUUCAAUGCAAUACAAGCCCAAACCAUAUUUUAGUGAAAGAAAAUAACUUGGGUUAUAAAGAUGAAAGUGUAAAUACUAAAGUAGAAAACAAGAGUGAGUUAGGUAGCAGUUUUAGGAAUCUUGAAGAGAAACCCAUGAUAAAUAAAGCAAAUGAAAAUUUUGAAGAAUAUCCUAUUUUAAAGGAAAUUCCAUCUGUUGGCAGCCUAAUUGCAUUCAAAGAACUUGUUCUGUCGGAAACAUAUACUCCUGAGAUGAUAUAUAGAAAGGCGUUGGUUAAAAGUGUUGAUAAAUCAUUACAAACUGUUAAUUUGCUAGUUAAAUCUACAGAUGAGAAAGUGAGAGGUGAUGGAGUCUCGGAUAAUCGUUUUCAAUUGCAGUAUAGUGAAGACUCAGAUGAGGAAAAUCAAGAAGUGCCGAUUGAAAGAAUUGUAACUAUAAGUUGGCCAGGACUUUCAGAACCAAGAUUGAUCUCGGAACCUUUCGAAUUUUAAAUUGGUCCAUUUUUAAAAAAAGCUUUUUAUAGUAAAAUUAACAUAACGAACAUUAUAAAACAAAAACAAAUUGAACUAGUAUUUUAAAAAUGUAAACAAACUUAAACAAAAAAACAUAAAUAAAGUAA
Messenger RNA from Hydra vulgaris (swiftwater hydra), 2234 nucleotides. RefSeq names its product coilin. Gene Ontology annotation, biological process: spliceosomal snRNP assembly. NCBI's taxonomy places the organism in Eukaryota, Metazoa, Cnidaria, Hydrozoa, Anthoathecata, Hydridae. Gene Ontology annotation, molecular function: U2 snRNA binding; U1 snRNA binding. Gene Ontology annotation, cellular component: Cajal body. The record is from RefSeq and is a predicted model, not a curated record.